AUGGAAACACUACGCGGACCUCAGUUUACGAUGAACGAUGGUAACACGCUGGUGACGGAGGUGGUAUCUGACGAUGAUUCGCAUCUUUGCCUCUAUGUAUUAUUGCAGGACAUGCUUAAAAUUGGUGAUCUUGUUGUUGGAUUUGACAUUGAGUGGGGUUUCAAAGGAAGUUCUACGAGCGGAUCAGGAAGCAGAUCUGGCAGAAAUACUGAACAUCAUUCUCAGUCUGACAAGUCUGAGCUCCUUACCAGGAAAGUAGAACAUCACAUUGCUGUGUUAUCCUUCUGCACUAGACUUGGCUGUGUCCUAAUACGGCUCGCUCCUAAUCAUAUUUCUCCAUCUCUAAAACGCUUCUUUUCAAUCAAGGACAUUAUGUUUGUAGGAGUUCAUAUCAAGGAAGAUCUUCAAAGGCUGAGAAGUGUCCAUGAUCUGGUGGUUCGGAAUGCAGUGGAUUUAAGUGACUUGGCUGCUAAAAUAUAUGACCAGCCUCGAUUCCUUGUUUAUAAUGCAAGGGAAUUGGCCUGCAAAAUAGCUUCACUACGAGUAGACCCAAAACCUCUCAAUGUUUUAUGGUCAAAUUGGUUUGAGAAUACUCUUAGCCCUGAACAGAUCGAGUCAGCAACUAUUGAUGCUUAUGCAACGUACAGGAUUGGCAAAAAGCUUAUGGAAAGCGGUAGCAGCAGUGUCAAGAGGUUGUUCUUGUAA
This is a messenger RNA of Dovyalis caffra, 705 nucleotides long. The record is from the annotation of a GenBank genome assembly. Lineage: Eukaryota; Viridiplantae; Streptophyta; Magnoliopsida; Malpighiales; Salicaceae.